Molecule: messenger RNA, 3306 nt
Organism: Monopterus albus (swamp eel)
Lineage: Eukaryota; Metazoa; Chordata; Actinopteri; Synbranchiformes; Synbranchidae
Gene: arnt
Product: aryl hydrocarbon receptor nuclear translocator
Exons: 21
Coding region: 683-3070 (795 amino acids)
Biological process (GO): regulation of DNA-templated transcription
Cellular component (GO): nucleus; cytoplasm; transcription regulator complex
Molecular function (GO): DNA-binding transcription factor activity; protein dimerization activity
Source: RefSeq, a predicted model, not a curated record
CUUUUAUCUGAAAAUAGAGUAUUUCUACAUUGGGAUAUUGGUAAUUUUACUUAAGAUAAAGAGCUCAGUAACUCAUCCACCCGUGGCGAGAUAAUUCACUUCUGCGUCAGCUGUUGGAAGUAUGCCAAAUCUGGUAUGGCUUAACUGUAUGCAUGCUGUUUGACAUGGGAUUCGGUCCAGUUUGUCUGACAUUAAACCAUCAAAGAGUCAUAGCCUGUCAUAUUUGCAUAACGUACCUCUGUCAUGCCAGACUGAGGACUUUCGUUUAACCCAAAGACUAGAUAGUUUAACCCUACAGUCCCGGAGAUCCCUCCACUGCCAGCUAGGCGGAGCACAGCAUGGAUUUCCCAGCAUCCGACGUCAUUUGUGUCUGACUGGUGUGAGAGCCAAUAGAAAGACUUGUGCUUGUUCGCUGCUGGUCAGAAACGCCAUCUUAAGUAGAAAGAGGGUUUUAAACCGGGAGAAACAGGAAAAAGGCUUUAGAUGAGUUACAUUAUUAUUUUGCCUGUAUUAUGAAUCGUCAUAAUUGCUCUGAGCCAGUAUUAGUCAUGGAUUUUGGUGUUUAUAACACAGAGUAAAGUCAACUUUGUGAGGAAAUCGGCACUGGUUAGCCUCUAGCUAGCUAGGGGGAGGGGUGGGGGUUUUUGAUAUUUUUUCUGCCUGCAGUCGAAGUUGUUUGUUUAUGUUAUUCCACACGGAUAUGUCCUCUUCAAACCCAGAGUUAGCAGAUCCAGAUCUGGGUAUGGGGUCAAGUGGGACCCAAGCAAGUGGCGGGUCCGUUGUAGCGAAAGGGACCAACAAAAGACGAGCUGCUUCAGACUUUGAUGACGAUGAAGGGAGCAAGUUGUUCAGGUGUGAUGAUGAAACAACAGGCUCCAACAAUGACAAAGAGCGCUUUGCGAGGUUUUUGGAUGAAGAUCAGAGUUUUGCAGAUAAGGAAAAACUAGCCAGGGAGAAUCACAGUGAGAUUGAGAGACGGAGGCGGAACAAGAUGACUGCCUACAUCACAGAACUGUCAGACAUGGUGCCGACCUGCAGCGCACUAGCACGGAAACCAGACAAACUAACCAUCCUACGGAUGGCUGUGUCCCAUAUGAAGUCACUGAGAGGAAGUGGCAAUACCAAUGUAGAUGGGUCGUACAAACCUUCCUUUCUAACUGACCAGGAGCUGAAGCACCUCAUUCUGGAGGCAGCCGAUGGCUUCCUGUUCGUGGUGUCAUGUGAGACUGGUCGCAUUGUUUAUGUCUCUGACUCCGUGACACCUGUCCUCAACCACUCACAGUCUGAAUGGCUUGGCUCUUCCCUUUAUGAUCAGCUCCAUCCAGAUGACACAGAAAAACUCAGGGAGCAACUCUCCACUGCAGAGAAUAACAACACAGGGAGGAUGUUGGACUUGAAGACAGGAACUGUGAAGAAGGAAAGCCAACAGUCAUCAGCCAGAAUGAAUAUGGGAGCCCGCCGAUCAUUCAUCUGCAGAAUGAGGUGUGGCUCGUGUCCAGUGGAACCGUUGUCGAUGAACAGACUAAACUUCCUUAGAAAUAGAAACAGGAAUGGUUUGGGUGCAGCCAAAGAAGGGGAGCCCCAGUAUGUGGUGGUACACUGUACAGGAUACAUCAAAUCUUGGCCCCCUGCAGGAGUAUCGCUGACAGAUGACGAAGCAGACAACACUCAGGGGAGUCGCUACUGUCUAGUUGCCAUUGGGAGAUUACAGGUGACAUGUUGCCCAGGUGAAACAGACAUCAACACUAUCAGUGCUCCAGUGGAGUUCAUCUCACGCCAUAACUGCCAGGGUGUUUUCACCUUCAUAGACCACCGCUGCAUGACUGCCAUCGGUUACCAGCCCCAGGAUUUACUGGGGAAGGAUAUUUUUGAGUUUGCCCACCCUGAAGACCAGGGCUUACUGAGGGACAGCUUCCAGCAGGUGAUGAAGUUGAAGGGCCAGGUUUUGUCAGUGAUGUUUCGGUUCCGCUCCAAAUCAAGAGAAUGGCUUUGGAUGAGAACCAGCUCCUUCACCUUCCAGAACCCGUUUUCAGAGGAGAUCGAGUACAUCAUCUGUACCAAUGUCAAUGUCAAUAGAAACACGACUCAGGACCCUCUCACUCCCAUGUCCUCCCCAGGGGGUUCACUGCCCCCCUCACUGGGGCAGAACAGCCCAAGCAACCUUCCUUUAGUGCUCAGUCCAGGGCAGGUGGCCACCAGGCAGUUACAGCAGCAGCAGCAGGCCGAGCUGGAAGGAGGUGGAAACGGAGAUGGUCUAUAUGAGGCAGGACCGAUCACCCUCUCACAGAUGCCAGUGCAGACAGUGACUGCGGCAGGGCCCGACCUCAGUAAGAACCUGGAGAAGCCAGAACUCUACCCCUCCCUUUUCCAAGGUCCAGAUCAGACCAAAGGCAUGCCCUCCACCUCCACACCUCCCUCUACACAGAUCUACCCUCCACCCACCAACUUCACUGCUGGUCGUUCCAGUGAUGCAUACAGGCCAGUCAGCAUGCCUCCACAGAUGGCACAGCCAGCCAACUCAGCAGGGCAAAUACUGGCUCAGAUGUCCCGUCAGAAUGGAGCCCCUCAGUCUGUUACCCCCUCCAGCACUGGCAGCUCCCUUCAUGGGGGACCAGCAGGAGGAUGGCCUGGAGCAGGAGCUGGAGCUGGAGCCAGACCACAGUUUAAUAACCAGGUGCCUCCCCACGCAGCAAAGACCAUGUCUCCACCAUUUACUUCCAUGGGAGGAUUUGGAGGGAGCUCUUCCAACUCUUUUGGCCAGAUGCCAACCGGUGCUGCUCCCGCCCCCACCAGCAGUGCAAAUUACUCACAGAUUAAUGCUCGUGCCAACCUUAACACCAAUGGCUACGAUGGCUCUCGUUCUGGGGUGCAGUUCCUCCCUCGAGCAGCGGAGGCAGCGUGGCCCCAGUGGCAAGGCCAGCAACACUCGCAGAGUAAUGUAGAGCAGCAUCCUCAUGCUCAGGGCAACCAGCAAGACAUGUUCCCUGAUGUGUUGUCCAUGCUGGACCAGCCUGCCAGCUUCAACAGUGAUGACUUUGAGAUUCCUAUGUACCCUUCGUUUAACGAGUGACCUGGUCAAUAAUUCUUCGCUGAUCUACCCCUUUGUCUUCUCAACUGUUUCUGCCGUCACUCUUCCAUAUAUUUAGCUCUUCUGCUCCUGAGAGUAGCACUCUACCCUUGCUUUGCAUGGCUUAGAUUGCACAGCCACAAGCCAGUUAAAGACGGAGGUAUACAUUUCAGUGUUUCAUUUUUUAAAAUUAAAUAUGGUCAUGCUGUUGUGCUGUCCAUCUGACCUGUCCCUUCUGC